AUGUACUUAGACAACGUCCUCUGUGUCACCAAAGGUGACUUUGAAGACCACCUUCAACGGCUAGAACUAUGUCUCCAACAGCUCCACAAAGCCGGCCUUAAAGUUAAUUUACCCAAAUCUGAGUUCGCAACUCAACAAUUUAAAUACUUAGGCUACUUGGUCUCGCGCCAAGGCAUUCGCCCUCUUGCUUCCAAAGUGGAAGCGAUUCAGCGGUUGAAACCCCCAAAAACUUUGAAACAAUUGCGCUUAUUCCUUGGCAUGCUCAAUUAUUACCGUGAUAUGUGGGAAAAGCGCUCACAUAUGUUAGCUCUAUUUACUGAACUAAUCAAAUCAAGCAAAAAAGGACGUCCAUUAGUAUGGAAACAAGAACACACAGAAGCGUUCGAACCUGUGAAACGAGUGAUUGCAAAAGCCACUAUGCUUGCAUUCCCUGAUUUCUCCAAACCUUUCACAAUACACACUGAUGCUAGCGGCUUCCAGCUCGGUGGAGUGAUUUCCCAAGAAGGAAAACCUAUCGCUUUCUACAGCAGAAAAUUAAAUCCUGCGCAAAGGAACUACACGACGGGAGAACGCAAAAUGUUGUCCAUCGUUGAAACACUACGGGAAUACCGCAACAUCUUGCUUGGUCGCAAAAUUAUUGUAUAUACCGACCACAAAAAUCAUACAGACCCAAGAAUCCAACGAUGGAGAUGGAUCAUUGAAGAAUUCGGGCCAGACAUAAGACAUAUCGAUGGAUCUGCCAAUGCGAUCGCCGAUUGCUUAAGUCGUAUGGACGCAGACUUCACGACAAAAUAUGACGAAUUCGACAAAGUCCAACUAGCUGAAAGGUUCGACAUGGACUCGCUGGAAGGUUAUAAGGCAGAGAAAUAUCAAUUCCCCCUCGACACCGGUCUAAUUGCAGAGUAUCAAAAGAAAGAUAAAACUCCAAUGCGACAUUUACAAAACCAUCCAGAAUACUUUUCCAAAGAGGUGCAUGGCACCGAAAUAAUCUUAUUCCACAAAAACAUUUAUGUUCCUAAGCCACUACAACAGCAUGUUCUACAGUGGUAUCAUGACAUGUUACAGCAACAUGGCGUUACAUGA
Molecule: messenger RNA, 1083 nt
Organism: Cylindrotheca closterium
Lineage: Eukaryota; Bacillariophyta; Bacillariophyceae; Bacillariales; Bacillariaceae
Source: the annotation of a GenBank genome assembly